AUGCUGGAGAUGAAAAGUCUGCAGGACGAGCCCGUGGAAGGCUUCAAAGUUACUUUAGUGGACGAGUCGGACAUGUACAACUGGGAAGUGGCCAUUUUCGGACCCCCAAACACGCACUACGAGGGUGGUUAUUUUAAGGCGCGACUCAAGUUUCCUGUUGACUACCCAUAUUCACCCCCUUCCUUCCGCUUCCUCACCAAAAUGUGGCAUCCAAACAUCUAUGAGAAUGGAGAUGUUUGCAUUUCUAUUUUACACCCGCCUGUAGACGACCCACAGAGCGGCGAGCUGCCUUCAGAAAGGUGGAAUCCAACACAAAAUGUCAGGACCAUCCUACUCAGUGUCAUCUCUCUACUCAAUGAGCCCAACACGUUUUCACCAGCCAACGUCGACGCCUCAGUCAUGUACCGCAAGUGGAGGGAGAGCAAAGGCAAGGACAGGGAAUACAUUGAUAUCAUCAGCAAGCAAGUAUUAUCCACCAAAGCAGACGCGGACCGGGACGGCGUGAAGGUCCCCGUGACGCUGGACGAGUACUGCGUCCGCACUCAGGUCCAGCCCACAGACGACGGCUACAACCUGUUAUACGACGACUAUUGCGACGACGAGGACUUGGAGGACGAUGAGGAGGACGAGGAAAACGAAGACUGUUGCUAUGACGACGACUCCGGCAACGAGGACUCCUGA
Molecule: messenger RNA, 681 nt
Organism: Knipowitschia caucasica
Lineage: Eukaryota; Metazoa; Chordata; Actinopteri; Gobiiformes; Gobiidae
Source: the annotation of a GenBank genome assembly